ACCGGCGAUUUUCCUCUUCCGACCGAUUCUCUAGAUAUCGUUAGGUUUUGCAGAGUUUGUAUUCAACACAAAUUCGACUGUAUAUUAUAAGUAUCUGGUUUUGUUGAUUCCAUGGAAAAAUCAAUCACAGUGGUGCAGAAAACCGUCGUGCUCGAGCCGUUUAUCAAGCUGGUGAAGCUUUUAGUAAGGAUUUUCUAUGACAAUUAUACUCCGGAAAGCGAUAAUCAGCAGAAAACUGCAAAAAAUGUCAGAGGGACUGCUGUUAUCGUGCUGGAUGCGCUUGCGAGGCGGCAAUGGGUUAGAGAAGAAGACUUGGCAAAAGAGUUGAAGCGAAAUGCCAAGGAACUUCGAAAAUUAAUAAGACAUUUUGAAGAACAAAAAUUUGUCAUGCGUUACCACCGGAAAGAGACUGCAAAGCGUGCGAAGAUGUAUAGUUAUGCAGUGGGUGGUCCAAUUGAUGGCCGAGCAGAGGACAAUGUUAAGUUCCACACGCACUCGUAUUGCUGUCUUGAUUAUGCACAAAUAUAUGAUAUUGUUCGUUAUAAACUGCACCGGCUCAAAAAAAAAUUCAAAGAUGAACUAGAAGAUAGAAAUACUGUUCAGGAGUAUGGCUGUCCUAACUGCAAAAGAAAAUAUAAUGCACUGGAUGCCCUGAGAUUAAUUUCUAUGGAAGACGAUUCUUUUCAUUGUGAAAAUUGCAAUGGUGAACUUGUUAUGGAAUGUAACAAGCUAACUUCCGAAGAAGUAGUAGAUGGAGGUGACAAUGCAAGGAGACGGCAGCGGGAAAAAGUAAAAGUUUGGCUUCAGGAUUUGGAGGUUGAACUGAAACCUCUGACAGAACUAAUAAAUAGAGUAAAAGACCUGCCAUUCCCUGCCUUCGAACCUUUUCCAGCAUGGGAAGUUCGUGCAGCUAAGGCUGCUCGUGAAAAUGGUGAUCUUAACCCUAAUGAUCCUUCAAGGUCAUUGGGCGGGUAUGGUUCAACACCAAUGCCAUUUCUGGGAGAGACAAAGGUUGAGGUUAACCUUGGUGAAGGAAAAGAAGAUGUCAAAUCUAAAGGUGGAGAUUCUAGUCUGAAAGUGUUGCCUCCAUGGAUGAUCAAGCAAGGCAUGAAUCUGACCGAGGAACAAAGAGGAGAGAUGAGACAGGAAGCAAAUGUUGAUGGACUUUCAGAUGACAAGAAAUCAGUCAUGGAAAGUGGCGAUGAUAAUAAGGAUUUGAAGGAUGAGUAUCUCAAAGCUUACUACGCCGCUAUACUGGAGCAGCAAAAGCUUGCUGCAAAACUGAAUCAGCAAGAAUCCGCAGGCGAAUCAACAACCACUGACAUUGAAUUGGCUGCUACAUCCUCAGAUCGUCAGGUUGGUAUGAAGUCCAAACGCGAAGAGGAAGAAGAAGAAGAUGUUGAAUGGGAAGAACAAGCUUCUGUGACAGCAAAUGGAAACUACAAGGUGGAUUUGAAUGUGGAAGCAGAAGAGGCAGAAGAAAAAGAAGAAGAAGAUGACGACGACAUCGAUUGGGAAGAAGGCUGAUUGUCAUGUGCACUAAUAGUCACUUAGGAACUUAUUGAGAAUCUCAUUAUCUAGACCAAUUUAUCAAAAUGAUACAUUUCAAUUUUUACUUGUCGAAGCUGACAAAAGAUUGAAACAAAAGUGGUUCCAUUUC
Messenger RNA from Arabidopsis arenosa, 1660 nucleotides. NCBI's taxonomy places the organism in Eukaryota, Viridiplantae, Streptophyta, Magnoliopsida, Brassicales, Brassicaceae. The record is from the annotation of a GenBank genome assembly.